AUGAGCAAAGUGAUUCAGCCGUGUGUUGGUCACAAUGUGGUUCAGUGGCUCUCUAGAAGUGGUCGUCGUGUGGCUUCUCUGUGGCAUUUGCAUUUGAGUACUGGUUGUGCGGGAUAAACAACCACCUGACGGAUGCUUUUCAUCAGUUUCCAGCUACAUUCCGUGCGGUAGAGACGUUUUAAUCUGUGAUCUCUCAAAGUGCGGUGUGUGAUCUUUCUUAUCAGCCUCCUCCUUUGCACGAAUUCCACACACAAAUCCCUCAAGAUGAGUGAGACCUUCGUUGUAAUUCCUCAAGAAUCUGACUUUACGUACGAGAAUCUCCCAUAUGGAGUCUUUUCUAGGGCUGGUCAGGAUAAAACUCAAAUUGGAGUGGCUAUUGGUGGAGAAAUUCUGGAUUUAUCAGCUGUUGCUCAUCUGUUUGACGUUUCUUAUCAGAAUGCCCUCCGAGCAGCGAAUCUCAAUCCCCUCAUGAAACUCGGCUACGACGCAUGGGCAGCAGUUAGAGCACGAACCAUUCAGUUAUUGGCGCGAAAUUCUGAAUUGGACAGGGAUGAAACGCUCAAGAGAGGGGCUUUCGUAUCCCAGGGAAGCGUCAAGAUGCACCUUCCGGCAACAAUUGGUGACUACACGGACUUUUAUUCUUCCAUCCAUCAUGCAACAAAUGUGGGAGUGAUGUUCCGUGGCCGUGAGAACGCACUCAUGCCCAACUGGAAGCACCUCCCGGUUGGCUAUCAUGGCCGAGCUAGCUCAGUUGUGGUUUCAGGAACACCCAUUCGUCGUCCAUUGGGACAAACUCUUCCAGUUGAUGGUGCUGAUCCUGUUUUUGGGCCAUGUAGACUAUUGGAUUUCGAAUUGGAAAUGGCAUUCUUCAUUGGAGGCCCAGAGACGCAACUUGGGGAACGUGUUAGCGUCACUGAGAGUCGCAAGAGAAUCUUUGGGUUUACCGUCAUGAAUGACUGGAGUGCCAGGGAUAUCCAAAAGUGGGAGUAUGUACCUCUUGGGCCGUUCACAGCAAAGAAUCUCGGAACAACCAUCUCCCCAUGGGUUGUUACUGUGGCUGCACUGGAGCCAUUCAUCGUGGAUAAUUUCCCGCAGGAUCCCAAACCCUUCCCGUACCUCCAGCAUGAGGAGAAUUUCAAUUUUGACAUCAAACUCGAGGUGGACAUUAAGCCAAAAGGUGCUGUGCGUGGGACAACGGUGUGUCGCUCAAAUUAUCGCCACCUCUACUGGACAGCUCUACAGCAGGUGGCUCAUCACACAGUGACCGGAUGCAAUCUCCGUCCAGGUGAUUUGAUGGCAUCCGGAACUAUUAGUGGGGAUACAGCGGACUCCUUUGGCUCCCUCCUGGAGCUGUGCUGGAAGGGCACAAAGACCAUCCCACUGUCGGGCGGAGAAACCAGAAAAUUCCUCCAGGAUGGGGAUGAGGUUAUAAUUAGGGGCUACUGCGAGAAGGAUGGCAAAAGAAUUGGUUUUGGAUCGUGUUCAGGAGUUGUCUUACCUGCUACUCCAUUUUAAUUUUUUUUUAACAAUUUUGACGAAUAAAUUUGAAAUAAAUAUGUUUUUGCAAUUUAUUUUAAA
Molecule: messenger RNA, 1578 nt
Organism: Lutzomyia longipalpis
Lineage: Eukaryota; Metazoa; Arthropoda; Insecta; Diptera; Psychodidae
Gene: Faa
Product: fumarylacetoacetase
Exons: 4
Coding region: 265-1515 (416 amino acids)
Biological process (GO): homogentisate catabolic process; L-tyrosine catabolic process; L-phenylalanine catabolic process
Molecular function (GO): fumarylacetoacetase activity
Source: RefSeq, a predicted model, not a curated record